This is a messenger RNA of Colletotrichum truncatum, 4260 nucleotides long. Lineage: Eukaryota; Fungi; Ascomycota; Sordariomycetes; Glomerellales; Glomerellaceae. The record is from RefSeq and is a predicted model, not a curated record.
AUGACUGAGGUCGGGCCUGCCGACCGCUCCAGGCUUUUGCGAUCCAAACGCGAUGAAUUUAGUUCAAUUGUAACGUCGAGAAAGCGAAAGCUCCGUCAGCUUUUCGCUGUCGCGACCGAGGGCGAUGCACUCCCAGCGAACGAUUUCGCGAACCCAGACGCGCCGCCUGCCACAACAGGAGAAAUCCAGUUUUUGCAGGGUUGCGACAUCUUACAAGGAAGGAAACUCAAUGAAUUGAAUAUUCCUGCCCGGCCCCAACUUCGCUACGAUGUCUUAAAGCUCUCCCUCGAUAGCUCUGGUCUCUUUGCACCAGAUGUUGCACCGACUCCUCCUCCGAAGCAGGAUGCUGUCGCCGAACCACAAGCGAAGUCCGUACCUACGCCGUCGCAGCAGCCGUUUGUCGCAUCUACCGACACGAAUGGCGCCGUCCCAUCCCCUCAACCUCAUUCGAACCUUUCCGCUCAGUCUACCACUCCAGCAAAGCUCCCAACACCACCCGUAGCCAUCUCGACUUCGAAUCGGUCCGAUGUCGUCAAACCGCCUGCAGUAAAUGCUCAAAAUCCUUCGCUAUCUCCGGCAACUGUCACAACCAAGGACCCCUCACAUGCGUCGCGACAGGAAGCAAGCGACCCGGUGGAGGGUGACGCUGUCGGAAAGUCUGUAGCAUCUCCUGCGAGAGAAGAACCUACUGUCAUCUCGAAGCAAAUCGAGUCUAGGCCUGUCGACGCGCCUCCAGCGACUGCUACUCAGACGAUUUCGGAACCUCUAGCAGCUCAAACACCCGCUCAACAGGAAGUGAAGAAAUUCGAUGAGGCAACUUCUGUGCCCAUUAAGUUACCGUCUGAUACUGCCAAGGCAGUGGAUGCUCUCUCAUCACCUGGGUCAACCACACAGACCGCCGCCACACCGAUAGUCCACGAUGUUUCUACGGAUACCAGCCCUGAUAACGAGGGACCUCAUUAUGUUGAACGCAGAGAGCCGAGAGAUGAAUUGGAGACUCGACAGAAGACUGGAGAGGAGCCCAAAGCCCCUGAGCCGGCAAGCUCUGCAGAGGCGAAUUCGUUCGAUGGCAGAAUCCCUGAUGGGCUAGAAGCACAGUUGUUGCAAGAAUCCAUGGCGAUGGAUUCGACACCAUCAGCACCUAUAGUGGACACUCCCAUGAAGGUGGACACACCUCCGACUACGUCCGCUGUUUCUGUUGUGCAAGACGCCGAGGUGAAGCCAUCCGAGCCUGUGGUAACGAAACCUACUACUUCCAGUGUCACCCCUGAUGUUUCCGUCGUAGCGGCUGAACAUGAUUCGGCAACCCUAGUGAAGGAGAUUCCGGAUAGCCAAGAGGAGCCUUCGACCACGGAACAGAUGGAUGUGGAUCAGCCAAACUCGAGCCAAGCCGAAAACAAGGUUUCUCCUGCCCAUGGCAAAGAUGAUGAUUCUGAACCUGCCCCAGCGGAGACUAAGACCCCCCAACACCGGCCGCAAACACCUGCGGAACUCUCGCAGGAUCCCGAACGUGCAGUCACUCGAACAGCAUCUGGUGCAAUGAGGCAGAAGUCGGUGUCUGAGAUUCUGGGAGAGUCAAGGCCAGACGCUGUUAAAACAGGUGAUAACGAUGAUGCACCACCGAGUCGACUUACUCCGGUCACAUCCACCCCUCAGUCCCCGGCCGCUAGAUCGAGAACUUUUGCAAACAAGAAGAAAGACAAGACUAAGAACAAGCCCUCCGCAGUGGUCUUCGGUAAGACUACGAAACGGUCGACCGACAAAUCCCUGGUACCUAGUCAACCAAAACAGAGUUUCCUACCAACCGACGAUUAUUUCACGCCACUCUUCGUUCAGGGUUUUACACAGACAUCUAAGUGGAUGAAGCCGAUUGAGGUCAUACUAAAUCAAUCUCAUAAGACUGUCUCUACCCCUGACGCAUAUGUGGCCAUCCAGGACAAUCAGGCGUGUCGAGUGUUGCGACGUGUGUACCACCUGCAACAGCAUGACAAGUGGUCGUUACGGCAACCUAAGAGAUGUCCCGAGCCAGUUCGACCGGAAUCCCAUUGGGACGUGUUGCUUCAAGAGAUGAAAUGGAUGAGGACGGAUUUCCGGGAGGAAAGGAAGUGGAAGAUGGCCGUGGCACGUAACCUGGCUCAAGCAUGCGCUGAAUGGAUUGCAUCUAAUGAGGAGGAACGUAAGGAACUUCAGGUUUCUGCAUUUAUUCCUCCAAAGCCUCAGCCGGCUGACUCGGAGGUCGACACUUCAAUGGCCGAAGCCUCACUGGACGCGGUCGACACCCAGACCCCAGAGUUGAUACCCUCCGAGGAUCUGGAUUCUCCCGAGCAUCUAGACGAACUUCGUGAAGAGAUCCUUGAAACAGUUGCACCUUCUGCUAUUUUCGCCCUUGAGGACGACGAUGUUGUUUUCGAGCUGCGAAGCUCUCCAACUGCAGACCAGCUACUUCAGGAGCUACCCAUGUAUGGCGCGCCUCUAAAAGUUCCUUCAUUCGACUUUGCUGGCCCGGAGUUCGACCCCGAUGCGCAUUGGCGUCGCCCUGCUCUUCCUCUUAGCAAGUAUGUUGAAGGCGAAAUGAAGCUUUUGACAGAUGGACCUCCUCGGAAGCGAAGUCGGUUCCAGUACGAGGAGGAGGAGGACGAUGACGAUGAAAAGGUUGUUUUUGGUUCUCAGCCUAUCAAGAGAAUGAGAUUGCCGCCUCAGAAUAGCGACGUGGCUCUCUUUAACCCCGAGAUGAAGCCGAUUAGGGACCGUCUUCACGCAGGUCACCAGUUCCGUCCUCCAGCGGAGUACCAGAUGCCCAUGCAAAGCUUCUACGAGUGUCGCAGCCCGUCACAGUGGACCUUGACCGAAGACGAUGAAUUGCGAGGGCUUGUGCGAGAGUACUCGUACAACUGGUCACUCAUUUCCAGUCUGCUUACGACAAGAUCUGCGUUCGCUUCUGGAGCUGAGCGGAGGACACCUUGGGAAUGCUUCGAACGAUGGAUUAACCUCGAGGGCUUACCUACGGACAUGCAGAAAACGCAGUACUUCAAGGCAUACCAGAACAGGAUUGAUGCUGCAAACCGAGUGAUCAUGCAACAGAACCAGCUGGCGCAACAGCAACAACAACAGCAGCAGCAACAACAACAACAACAGCAACAACAACAAACACCAGCUGCUGGCGCGACAACGCCGGCAACACCGAUUGCUAGGCGUAGGCCAUCGACGCCUCUGCGAGUUGAGCGCCGGCGCAACCAAAAGCACUUGACACUGAUUGAUGCGAUGAGGAAGCUUGCCAAGAAACGAGAGACCGCAGCUCAGAAACAACAGCAUGCCUCUCAGAUGGCGGCCAUGCGGAAGGCCAACGAGUCUGCUCAACCCAGAGGACCGGUUAAGACCCCAAGGGAUUACAGUUUGAUGAGAUGGGAGCGUGACCAGCAACUCGCUGAGAAGGUGGCCCAGUUCCACCAGCGUCAAGAAACUCAGCGGAGGAUGGCCAUGCAGGCUCGUGUUCAAGGCCAAGCGGCAGCUCAGAUGGCCACUACUCCAGGCGCGGGACAGAUGCAGCCGAAUGGCGCGGCAGCGGCCCAGGCCAACGGCAACAUGGCUAGGUCUAACAUGCCAAACCAGCUCGCCGUUCCAGGCCAGGGUCGAGGCCGUUUGCCGAUGCAGGCCCCGACGGCCAACAUGGGUGGUGUUCCGGCCCAGAUAAGCGGUCUCGUUCCACCAAUGCAAAUGAACGGAGUGCCGCAGGCGCAAAUGCAAGCUGCCAUCCAGGCCCAGGCCCAGGCUCAGGCCCAAGCUCAGCAUAGGAUGCCCGUACCAAACCCGCAGCCAGAAGUCAACGUCAACCUGUUGAUGCAAGCCCGUCGCAUUUCAGACCAACAGCGCCACGCUGUCCAAAUGCAACAGGCCCAGCAGCAACAAGCUCAGCAACAGAGUCCUCAUCCACAGCCGCAGCAAGCCCAGCAGGGCCAGCAGAGCCAACAAGGUCAGAUACAUCAAGGCACACCGGCUUCGCAGUCUCACUCGCCGCCUAACAUGCGGCCUGCAGUCAACGGUGUCAACGGCACCAACGGCGUGAAUGGGGUCAAUCAACAGAACUUCAUUGCCAAUGCACAGGCUAUGAUGGCUUCGUUCAACGCUGCUAACGGUGGAGGGAUGUCUACGCCUCCUGCUGGUGGUCUUCAUAUGCCAAACGGCGCCUCGGGCUCUCCUCGUCCACAAAUGCCAGCCAGUAUACAGGCACAGCUAAAUGCUAUCGAAGCUCAAACGCCAUGA